AUGGCGAGGGUGUUGUCAUUGUCGUGCCUCGUCUUCGGGCACAUCAAUGACCAACAUGCCACCACGCUGUAUAGCGUUUCGGACGGCACACGCCGCCCCUGCGAGGAGAUGGAGGAGGUGCUGCGCGGCAAGCGGAGCUGGGUGACAUCGCGCGGCUGGCUGCUCCUCUGGGACCCGGCGACGCUCGCCACCAUCCUGUGGAACCCGCUGGCCGCCGCCUCUGAUGGUGACAAGAUCGCGCUGCCGCCGUGGGCUUCGCCGCCGGCGUCAGGCACCGACUGCGCGCUGUCCGGUGAGCCCACGGAUCCCGGCGGCUGCACGGUGGUCGUUCUCGAGCGGUAUAGGUCGAGCUCGGAUGAAACGACCAUGUGGUACUGCCACGCCGGCGGCACGCCGUCGCCGUGGGACAGGUACGUGUACGACCUGGGCGGCAUGCGAACCCCGUGGGGCAAAUUCGCGAAGCGGUUCAUGUCUGGCCUCGCGGCGUGCGGCGGCAAGUUCUAUUGGGUGGAUCUCGCGGGCAAGAGGUUUAUCAGGGUGGGCAGCAUUGGCGACCGGGCCAUCCUCGCCGGCGGCUCGAGCUACGCUUUCGCAGGCUGGUGCCCGGCCAACGAGUUUGGGCUGCUGCCCAACAGCGUGUACUGGAUACACCCCUACGACGGCCGCAUGUACGUGUACGAAGUUGGAUUCAAUACGGAGGAAGGGGGCGCUCCUGUCCAGAGACCUAACCGCCUCCUCUCUCCCUCCCUCCCGCAGCCGCCGCCCUCCCUCCCGCGCGCCUCCUCUCCCCCCUCCCCCCCCGCCUCCCGCAGCCACAUCGCCGCCGCCGCCACCCGCCUCCCCACUCGGGCGAACCCCUCUCCUCUUCCCCCGCCUCGCCUCUCUCCCUUCCCCCGUCCAAACCCUAGGCCCGCGCCAGUCGGCCGCCGCCGCCGCCGCUCGCCCAGGCCAUCCUCCCGCUGUGAAGGAAGCGGCCAGAGAGGAAGGGCGUCGCCGGGUGUGCGCGUGCCUCCGCGGAUUCGUGCCACGGUUGCCGGAGGCGUGGGCGCCGCGGGUCAACCGCACCGGGGAGGAUGGGGGCGCCACAAGCCUCGUCGGAGGUCGCCUCUCCAGAUCGGUGGAGGCCAAGGGCAAGGGCAAGGAGGAGGGGAGAAGAAGACCUUCGGCCAGCUGCGGGAAGCCGCCGCUGGCGUCCUCCGCGGUAUCCACCGGCGCCGGUGGCGGGCAGAAGCGCAAGUGCCACGACCACGCGCACUCCGAGAACGUCGCCGGCGGAAAGUACGGCGCCUCCGGUGGCCGCUGCCACUGCUCCAAGCGCAGGAAGUCCCGGGUUCGGCGGAUGACUCGCGUACCGGAAAUCAGCACGAAGGCGGCAGAGAUCCCCGCGGACGACUUCUCGUGGCGCAAGUACGGCAGAAGCCGCCUGUGGAGAAUGCCCUGGACUCAGCAGUUGACGCAACUCGGUUGAGCUGCGGUGCACUAUAUUUAGCUGAUUUUAUUGGGAAGUGGUGGAACCAGGGAGGUGGGAAUAAUUUCAGUAUUAAAACUGUGGGGGAAAGUAGACACGUAGGCGGGCUCUUCGGCGGCCGCGAGAACUACGACAAGCGCAUGCACUGCCUGUCCAAGGAGGAGGUCGUCGUGCAUGCGCGGAUGCGUCGCCGGGCCCAGUUCUCCUGCCGCACCUUCCGCAACAUCAUCGUCCUCUCCAUCAUCACUGAGGAACAUUAUUUAUCGAGUUUUGGAUCAGAUGCGGGGAUUUCUCCUGAACUCCACCGCCUCAAGCUGUCGUAGUUGGUGUUGUCCGUGCUGGAUUCGAUUGACCUACCAUUGUCUGCUACCAUGAGAGGUUACAAGGUUUCCCAAUCGUCCCAGUUGUGGUUGCCUGGAGCUCAUCCUUGAUCUGCUCUUUUUCCCUUGCAGGUUGGUCCGCUGCGGGUGCUCGUGCUUCUGGUUGAUUCGUCCUGCUGCGCCGGUCUUUGUUCUGCAGGGCCAUGUCUGUUGGUGCCACGAAACGGCCGUGGCACUGCUUGUGUGAGCCACGACAGCGCUACCCGCGCGCCUGCCCUGAAACGCUGCCGCGAGCCGAGCCGCCGGCGUUCAUCUGGAGAAGCGCAGGAAGAAGAAGAUGGGUUAGAUGUUCAACGAAAUGAUUCUUCGGCAUCCAAGCUAGGUUUAUAUGGCAUCAAAGGCCACGGCGCAUGCUGUACUGACAGAUAGUUCAGUCCAUCGUAACCAUAGUGCCCUCACCAUAACAUGAACAACAGAGGGCCGGUGCGCUCACCAUGACCUUGAUGGCACAACGGAAGUUCGAGUCCUCUGUAGAGAAGCAUCCAGUGGCGGAGGCUAUGAGGUUGCAUUCUUAUUUCUCCUAGGACUAUGUUUAAACAUUCAACAACUCUGGCCAACAUAUGAAACAAGGCCAAGUCUCGCAUGGGGAUGUAGCCCAUCCUCUGCUUGCUUCCAGCAUGGCGCCGGCCGGAUCCACCUCGGCCACAACCACGACACCGACAUUGGCAGCCAUGUGCUUCUUCUCCAUCACCACAAAAUGAGAAUGCAAGGCACAAGCAAGGGAAGACCAUCGCUUCGCUCCUCUGGGCCGCCGCUGCUCCAACCCUACUGGACGCCAUGCAAGUAACUUUUUCCCGCCUUGCUGGAGGAGAUGAAGCACAUGGCAAAGCAGGAGUUCAUUGCGCACUUAAGAAGAGGAGGCGUCCUGGAGCGCGGUGGAGGCAUUUUGGGCGUGGAGCAUGGCCCGGAGCAUGGCCUUGCGGUUCCUGGAGCCUAGGGAGGCCAUGCGAGAAACCUGGGGCAGCAAGGUACUGCCUCUUGCUGCUCCUCCCCCAUGUCUGUAGCUCGCCUGGAGCUCCCCCAUGCCUUGAGCUUGCUAGAGCAGAGGCCUGCGGAGUGCUCCCUGGGGCAAGGCCUGGGGCGAUCUGCAGGGAGGAGCAGAGGCCUGGAGCUGCGGGGAGAAGAGGUCUGGAGCUGCAGGGAGGAGCAGAGGCCUGGAGCCAGCGGCGAGAUCUGGAGGCGACGACGCGAGGAAGGAGCGAAUCACGAGGGAGAGGGAGGAGCGGAUCGCCAACUUUUGAAUUGUAUAAGGAUGUAAUUGAAAAAUGAUGUUUAGUUCAAAAUGUGUGUUCGUUGCGACAGAUAUUUCGGGACGGAGAAAGUACUAUUGACAUAGAUACACUUUAUUUAUCAAGGAUUUUUGUAUAUCAUAUUAUCACAGGAAAAUGAUCUAUGUAUGCACUUUUUAUGGUCA
Triticum urartu is the source of this 3262-nucleotide messenger RNA. The record is from RefSeq and is a predicted model, not a curated record. NCBI's taxonomy places the organism in Eukaryota, Viridiplantae, Streptophyta, Magnoliopsida, Poales, Poaceae.